AUGGCUGCUGCAGAUACCACAACCCCCGGCCACCAUGUUCUCGUGGCGACAGAGGCUGCUCCAACCACUUCUCCGGUGAAGCCUCGGGCUGCUGCCCUCGAGGCAACCGAAGACAUUUUAUACGGAUCUCUUGCUGGAAUUGUCGGCAAGUACAUUGAGUAUCCUUUCGAUACCGUCAAGGUCCGUCUCCAGUCGCAGCCCGAUCACCUUCCGCUUCGUUACACGGGCCCUCUCGACUGCUUCCGCCAGUCUAUUCGUACAGACGGAGUUAUUGGCAUGUACCGGGGAAUCAGCGCUCCACUUGUUGGAGCUGCCCUCGAGACCAGCAGCUUGUUCAUGUUUGAGCGUCUUGGUCGCGCCUCGCUUGUCUGGGCGGGUCUUUCCCCGCGCGACGCACCCUUGUCUCUCCCUGCUCUAUGGUUCACGGGUGCCUUCUCCGGUGUUUUCACCUCGUUCAUCUUGACCCCCGUCGAACUCGUCAAGUGCAAGAUUCAGGUGCCGGCCGACUCUCUUCCUUCGGCCGCCGGCUCUGCCACGGGCACGGCCAAGACGGUCAACCGGAACCCGCUUUCUGUCAUCCGCGACGUCUACCGGUACGGCGGCCUUGCGGGUUUCUGGCAUGGUCAGGUGGGCACGUUGAUCCGCGAGGCCGGUGGCUGUGCGUCCUGGUUCGGCAGCAAGGAGACAACGUCGAAGCUGCUUCGCGAGUACAACAUCCGCUCGGCAAAGGCCAAGGCCGAUUCGACCCCUGCUACCCUCGCGUCGGUCGCCACUGACCCGCUUCCGCUCUGGCAACAGGCCAUGGCCGGUGCCUCGGCUGGCAUGUCGUACAAUUUCCUCUUCUUUCCGGCCGAUACUGUCAAAUCUCGCAUGCAGACGUCCCCUCUGGGCAGCUCUUCGAUGGUGCCGCGGACCUUUUUUGGCGAGGCCAAGGCGCUCUACAGACAGGCAGGCAUUCGUGGCUUCUACCGGGGCUGUGGUAUCACCGUGGUCCGGUCAGCCCCGAGCUCGGCCUUCAUAUUCAUGGUCUUUGACGGCCUUAAGACAUAUAUCCCGCUGGCAUAG
Messenger RNA from Sporothrix brasiliensis 5110, 1065 nucleotides. Its product is annotated as mitochondrial ornithine carrier protein. Gene Ontology annotation, molecular function: L-ornithine transmembrane transporter activity. The transcript is spliced from 2 exons. The coding region runs from base 1 to 1065 and encodes 354 amino acids. Gene Ontology annotation, biological process: mitochondrial L-ornithine transmembrane transport. The record is from RefSeq and is a predicted model, not a curated record. Lineage: Eukaryota; Fungi; Ascomycota; Sordariomycetes; Ophiostomatales; Ophiostomataceae.